Molecule: messenger RNA, 2498 nt
Organism: Halichondria panicea
Lineage: Eukaryota; Metazoa; Porifera; Demospongiae; Suberitida; Halichondriidae
Product: gamma-aminobutyric acid type B receptor subunit 1-like
Exons: 1
Coding region: 30-2279 (749 amino acids)
Biological process (GO): G protein-coupled receptor signaling pathway; gamma-aminobutyric acid signaling pathway
Cellular component (GO): membrane; G protein-coupled receptor heterodimeric complex
Molecular function (GO): G protein-coupled GABA receptor activity
Source: RefSeq, a predicted model, not a curated record
AAACAUUACAGUGUUUAGAUGCCAUAAUUAUGGCUGCUCUUAAACUACAAGUGUGGACUGUGCUUGCCACACUAGUUUUAACCACAGUAUCAAGCAAGAACCAGAUCAUUAACAUCCUAACACUACUGCCCUAUCCAGAUGCUCUGUUCAAUCCUUCUUGGAGAGAUGGACCACAAGUUUCAGUGGCUCUGGAAAUUGCUAAAGAGGACAUCAAUAAUCGAACUGAUAUUUUACUUGACUAUCAAAUCGAACUGAUUCAUGGUGACAGUGGAUGUGAGUACACCACUAAGGCUUAUGAAGCUAUCUUGAGCAAUGUGUAUUCUUCAAGCACAGGAGUGGUCGGAAUCAUUGGUCCUGGUUGCUCAAGUGCGUCCAUUGCUAUGACUACGUUGUCAAGUCGAAAGGAGCUUUCGUUAAUAACUGUACAUGGAGGGAGCAGUCCGAUAUUGUCGGACAGAACUCAGCGACCUUACGCCCUCGGUACGUUAGGGUCCAGUGAAGCGUUUGCAAUAGUUGGAGUUCAGAUAAUGCAGAAGCAUAACUGGCGGAGGGUGGGGAUUAUAUUCGAAGAGGCUCGCUUGCUUUACUCCGCCACAGCUGCGAGAAUUGGAGAGAUCUUAUCAGAACUGAACUCUACUACAUUGGAUACUACUGCUCUUACUAUCAGUGGCUUUGUAUUUCCUGUUUACGAUUCGUUUAUUCCUCUGAACGUGAUCGUGGAUGAAGGUCUUCGUGUUAAUCUGUUGUUAACAUCAGUGCCCGCUACACAGCGGAUCAUCUGUCUAGCAUUUCACCGUGGUAUGGUGUACCCCAAAUAUCAGUGGGUUAUAACAAGUAAUACAUUUGAGGAAGUUGCUAAAGAUAUUGAGUUUUAUUUUGAGGGACAAGAAUACAAUUGCUCUGCUGCAGAAAUGCAGGAAAUAGCUCUAAACGGAACAUUAUUUUUCAAUUUCAGACUAACUCCAUUGAAUGAAUCAGCUCCUUCAAAUUAUUCUAAAAUCUCCUUUAAAGAAUAUGAUCGAAUUUAUAGAAGCAAGCUUGAAGAUUAUAACCUCACCUAUUCCAUUUGGACCACUUAUUUCUACGACGCCCUUUGGGCAUGGGCAGUCGUUUUGGACAGAAUUUCACAGAGAGGUUUGGACCUCACCAAGUUUCGGUAUGGGAACACCUCGCUAUCAAAUAUGGUGCUCGAGGAGUUCUACCGUCUAGACUUUGAGGGGGUGUCAGGAAGGAUAAAGUUUAAUAAUGACUCGGGACUUCUAACUCGACCAUCUUCGGUAUUUCAAGUGGUUAAUAGCACUGCACAAUUGGUUGCCAUUUACGACGAUAAUGGUUUAACAAUGCUCACUUCAUUAGAUCCCAUAUUGGAUCAUUUCCCUGAUCAAUCCGGCAUAGAAAUAAAUCGUGCACUGCUUGCAGUUUUUAUUGCAAUUAUACUGUUUCAGCUCAUAGUCUUAAUCAUACUCCACAUACUCAGUAUCAAGUACAGACAUGUCCCAUCAGUCAAAGCUUCAAGUCUUAAGCUCAACCAAUUGCUGUACAUUGGAUGCUAUCUGUUUACGGUCACUCUGCUGCUCUACAUUGCAAACGUUGGCUAUGAAUUGUUUGAUGAUGAAGCGACAGUGGUGAUGUGCAAUAUACAAUGGUUUUGGCUCUUCCCCAUUUCUUUUACGCUGACUUUCGGAACAGUAGCUGUUAGAACAUGGAGACUGCAUCGAAUCUUCACAUACUAUCUCAAUCCAGGACGCUUCAUUGCUGACCACUACCUCGUGGCCUUUGUAUUCAUCUUGCUUGGUGUUGAUGUUUUAUUUGGUACUUUGUGGGUGGCCAUCGACCCACAGCAGCUGGUGAUUACCAAAUUUCCUCAAAUUGAAGGAGUUAUAAAGUACAAUGUUCUUAUGCGACUGUGCGUUAGUAACAAUCAAUGGUGGUCCUUUGGUUUGGUAUUUGGCUACAAACUGAUAUUAAUGAUAAUUGUUCUGGUUUUGGCAUUUAUAACUCGGAACAUAAAGAACCAAUCGUUCACCACAGUAACACUUCGCACUCUUGUCUAUCUGUCCUUGGUUGAUAUUUUGUUCGGAUUUUUCUUUUACUAUCUGUUCCGAUUUUUAAUGCCACUCUCUCCUGCAUCUUUCAUCUCCAUAGUGGUAUCACUGAACAUCAUGCUGUUCUUCUUUAUGGGGCUAGUGUGUAUACCUCCCUUGUUACCAAAGCUUAAAGAAGAGCUCAAGAAAUGUUCGCAAAGAAUGCAUUUUACUAAAUUAACUGACUCCAGCUAGUUUCACAGAUACUUAUACUCAUCAUUUAAUUUGUGUAUUGACAAUUCUUGUUCAUACAAAACACACUCUUGCAACCGAAAAAAAUGAUUUCAGUGUUGACACAAGUGAUUACACAGAUGCAAUAUCCUUACUGUUAUGAACAACCAUCAACUUAAAACAUACUUUCAACAUUGGGAUUCUUUGGCACACUGCAUGCGUGCAGUACUACAGCUUCACUUA